This is a messenger RNA of Arabidopsis thaliana (thale cress), 720 nucleotides long. Its product is annotated as ATP binding / aminoacyl-tRNA ligase/ nucleotide binding protein. NCBI's taxonomy places the organism in Eukaryota, Viridiplantae, Streptophyta, Magnoliopsida, Brassicales, Brassicaceae. The transcript has 8 exons. The record is from RefSeq and is marked reviewed. Bases 1 to 720 code for a protein of 239 amino acids.
AUGGUGCAAGCUAAUACGUAUGAUGCUAGGAAUGAGCUUAAAGAGGCGGUGCAUAGAAAGCAUAGGGGCUAUAGUUGGCUCUCCAAACUUGGAGAAACAUGGCAGGAUCAUACUUUCGCUUUCUCCCACAACCAAGAUUGGAUCAGUUUUAGCAAUAAGGAGGAAGAGCUGAAGCAAAAUACUAACAAAAUGAAGAUGUGGAGUGAGUAUGUGAAAAAAGGAAUUGAAGAUGAGCAGAUAAGCGAUUGUGGAAUGGUUGUUGAUGACUACCUUGAGGACAAGUUUGGUUUUUCAGGGGAAGCAUUUUCCCGGAAAAUUUAUCAUUCUGUUAGCAUUUUCCCGCUUCAUUUCUCAAAAACGACGUCCGUAAUUGUGAAACUUUCUUUUACUUUUUCCCGGAAAAUCUCCGAGAAAACAAAGUCCGUUGAUUUGAAUCAUCCUCCUUUCUCGUUGAUUAGAGAUUUCUUUGUUUCCUGGAAAGUUGCUGAGAUGGAUAAAGCAAAGUUCGAAUUUGCUAAACGUGUCUGCUCUUUCAUGAUUUCCUUUGUCAUUGCCGGUGCUGGUGUAACUACUGGACUACAGAUGUUGAAAGAAAAUCAGAUCGAAGUUGAGGGCAGGACCGAGGAAGUUAAAGAAGCUAAAGCAAGGAACCAGAGGCUGCGUAAGGUCAAGAUCAACGAACAAUGGAUCAAAUUGCAGGAGAAGCUUUUUAAGAAAUGA